Molecule: messenger RNA, 3504 nt
Organism: Meleagris gallopavo (turkey)
Lineage: Eukaryota; Metazoa; Chordata; Aves; Galliformes; Phasianidae
Source: RefSeq, a predicted model, not a curated record
GCUCCCUUCAAGUGCUGGAAGGCCACAAUGAGGUCUCCCCAGAGCCUUCUCUUCUCCAAACUAAACAAACCCAGUUCCCCCAACCUUUCUUGAUAGUAGGAGGGAGCAGCUGUUCUGUUGGCUCUGGAGGUUCUGGGUGGUGCCAGCUUGCAGGAAGCUCCCAAAGGCCCCAAGAGGGGCAGCAGGGUGCCAAGAAGGGAAGCAACUUGGGCUCGAGUUGAAGUUGGAGUGUGAUUGUAUCCCCCGUGAGUAGAGAUAAGGGGGCAAAACACAGUAUGAUGCUAUAGGGGGGUGUUCCCAUUCUCCAUGCUGUGUCUUUAUAAUGGAGGCAUCAAGAGAAGGCUCGGGUGGGAACUCAACCCUUUACUCCCCUUUCUCCAAAGAGGUUUUUUUGAUGACUUUAAGGAUGAAAGCCGUGGGACAGGGGAUGUGAUGCCAUCAUCCCCACGUGCCCGGUGAGGUUGAUGCUGCUGGUUGAGUGUUGCAAUCCUGCACUGGUGGUAAUGCCAUCGUAUCUUUGUCACCCGCAGCGUGGCCGCGAUGGCGAGCGUGCUGUCCAGGCGCCUGGGGAAGCGCUCCCUGCUCGGCACCCGUGUCUCUGCCCCCGGUGCUUUGGCUGACGGGGUCCUGGCAGCUCCCCAGAUCCACGCCGUGCUGCCAGACGACGUGUCCUGCACGCAGCCUGCAGAGGAAAGCGGCCUGGCACCGAGAUUUCCCAGCCCCAGCCGCCGGCAACAAGUUCUUGUCACCUACAGCGGGCAGGAGUGCACAGGGCUGGUGGAGCAGCACAACCCACCCAGCGACAAAGUGAAGGUGCUGCAGCCAGAGCAGGGCUUGCAUACGUGCUGGAGGCUGCAGGAUGUGCCUGAGGCACUGCAGAGAUCUGUGUCCAACAGCAUUGACGUCCCCAAGAGGAAAGCUGAUGCAGCUGUGGAGAUGGACGAGAUGGUUGCAGCCAUGGUGCUGACAAGCCUCUCCUGCAGUCCUGUGGUGCAGAGCCCUCCUGCCAGCGAGAGUGGCAUCCCCCCAUCACGGGCAGCGUGCGAUCCCUGGAAGGAGAGCGGUGACGUCUCAGACAGCGGCAGCAGCACCACCAGCGGGCACUGGAGUGGGGGCAGCGACAUCUCCACCCCAUCUCCCCCACAUCCUGAGGGCAGCCCCAAGCACUCCAGCGAGGCACUCAGCUCCCCACCAGCUGAUGAUGGCUUCGAGACCGACUCCGAUCCCUUUCUCCUCGACGAACCUGCUCCGCGGAAGAGAAAGAACUCAGUGAAGGUGAUGUACAAGUGCCUGUGGCCAAACUGUGGCAAAGUCCUGCGCUCCAUCGUUGGCAUCAAGCGGCACGUCAAGACCCAGCACCUCGGAGACAGCGCUGACUGUGACCAGCGGAAGCGGGAAGAGGAUUUCUACUACACUGAAGUGCAGGUGAAGGAGGAGCCCGCACCAGAGGCAACCACCAACACCAGCCCCACAUCGGUGUCUGCCCCGAUCAUCAUUCAGCAAGCCCUGGCCAAGCCAGAGGCUUUGCUGGUGGAGCCGCCGAUGCUGGAACCUGCUCUGGCCAGCAGCUCACUCAGUCAGUCUGCACCCAGUUCAUUUUGGCACAUCCAGGCUGAUCACGCCUACCAGGCGUUGCCCUCCAUCCAGAUUCCAGUGUCCCCACACAUCUUCACCAGCAUCAGCUGGGCCACUGCCACCUCGACUCUCCCAUCCCUGUCACCGGUGCGGAGCCGGUCGCUCAGCUUCAGUGAACCCCAACCUCCCACGCCGAUGCUCAAGUCCCACCUGAUCGUCGCCUCGCCGCCCCGCGUGCCUCUUGGCACCAGGAAAGUUCGUGGUGAAGCCAAGAAGUGCCGUAAGGUGUACGGCAUCGAGCACCGGGACCAGUGGUGCACAGCUUGCCGGUGGAAAAAAGCCUGCCAACGCUUCCUGGACUGAGCAUGGCCCUGCAGUGCCACCUCCCUCCCUGCUCCUGCCCAAAGGAGCACUGGAGUCCCUCACUGCUGCACCCAGGGACCUUGGAGGCACCUCCUGAGACUCCAGAAAAGCCCUCCAGAGCUGCGUGUAAAUUCCUCCUCCUGUAUAUUGUACAUCAGCUGGGUUUGCUCUUUUUGUUUUGUUUUGGUUUGUUUUUUAACACUUUUUUUUUCCCAAAUCUGUUUUUGUAAAACGCGAAGAACAUCUCCCAUUCGUACAGUUUAAAAACUGGGGCUGGGAGGAGGAAGCCAUGGCUCAGCACUCGGGGGACGUUGCAGGUGAUCUGGGGACCAAAGAGCUCCCUGCAUUGCCCAGGUCAACGCUAGGAUCUCCCGAGCUGCUGCAGUGCAGCCAGGGCGAGGCAUAGAGGCAGCUUCCCCUGUCCUUUCACUGUCUAUGAAGUGCAAAUCGCUCGUGUCCUGAAGCAUCAAAAACUAUUGCAGCUUUAAAAGCACGAGGCAGGGCUGGUUUUUGGGGUGGCUCUCCUCGUUGCCUCAUGGAUGUGCUCUUUGCUCGCACUGCAGCUGGAGCCUGCACGUGUCUCUGCUUCAGUUUGUCCGUUUUGGAGGCAUCUGGGGGAAAAGCCUCUUUAAUCAGGAAAGCUUUGAGAGCUUUUAAAGCAAAAGCAGGUAUUCCUUCUCCUUUUGGGCUUUGUACAUCUGCACAGUUCCAUGAAAAACUGUCGUGACCCUCGCUGUGUCUUUCAAAAGCAGGCUGAGAGCAAGUGCUUGUUUGUUCGUUUUUAAACAAAGAAAUCUUCCUGAUUUCACCAGCAAAGGCAGCUGGCAAGCUGGGAGGACUGGGAAGAGCUUUCCUUCAGCAUCACGGUGUGGCCCCAGUUUGGCAAAUGAACUUAAAAUUUGCUUUUGCACCCCAUUGGCAGCAGGCAAGUCUGUGUCCUGGAUGUUUUUUCUUCUUUUUUUGCUGCAUUUUUGAUAGUCAGCCCAUAAGGCACAGCCAAGAGUGAUCCCUGCACAAGGCUCGAGCCUGGGCUGAUGUUCAGGACCGUGCGGUGUGACAAAAACUCCCUUCAAAAAGCAAAUUCUGUGGCUGGGAGAGCAUCGUUUUGCUGCUGGAUGGACGCACGCCCUGUUGGUGCUCUGGCAUAGAUGUAUACGUGUAAUACUGGUGCUUGUCAACCUCUUUUUGUAAUUUUGUAUAUCUAAACAGUAUCUCGUUCCAGAACCUGAUCUUUGGUACCAAAUGGGCGGAUUCAGGAUCAGGAAGCAGGAGCAAAACUCCCCCAGGAUGCAUCCCAAGUGUGUCUGUGCAGGUCUGAUUCAAAGCCCGUGUUUUUUCCUGGAGAGCAGCUGGCUCAGGAUCACAUCCCUGCUGGGGCUGCCGUGCUGGGAAAGCCUUUUCCUCUCCCACUGCCAUCAGCCAUCCCCACAGCUGUCUAUUGCAGGAACAGCUCUGCAGGUUCACGCUCUGCAUCCUGGUAGCAGUGGGUUGCGUGCUGGGAUUAUUGCACCGCUCAAAAGUAGGAAUUUAUUCUUGAUUUUUAUUUUUUAUUUAGGGGAAAAAAAA